This is a messenger RNA of Saprolegnia parasitica CBS 223.65, 950 nucleotides long. RefSeq lists its product as hypothetical. Gene Ontology annotation, molecular function: phosphatidylinositol binding; ubiquitin protein ligase activity. Bases 243 to 908 code for a protein of 221 amino acids. NCBI's taxonomy places the organism in Eukaryota, Oomycota, Saprolegniomycetes, Saprolegniales, Saprolegniaceae. Gene Ontology annotation, biological process: ubiquitin-dependent protein catabolic process. The record is from RefSeq and is a predicted model, not a curated record. The transcript has a single exon.
GCCCUGGCGCAGACUCCAACAAGAUCAUUCGCGGCUUCGGCCAUCUUCUAUAUUGAAAAAAAAGCCGAUCGCGAAACGCUCUGUCCCUUCUGCGUCGCUUCAACGGCCCGGCCAACCGCCGCUUCGACUCCGCAGUAGCAGCAACUCUUGACGCUCGGCCCAGUAUCUUUGCCGCACCCAUCAUCCCACCUUCGAUCGGACCGACCGUACCUGGCCACUUCACGCAACAGCACACGAGCACGAUGACGGACGGCCUGCCUUCGACGCUCGAAGCCAUCGACGUGCGAGCCAACGUCGCCGCCAAGGCUGGCAACGUCUACGCCCAGUACACGGUCGUCAUCACGUGCCCGUUCACGCAGGCGCGCUGGUCGUGCCGCAAGCGCUACUCGGCCUUUUGGCAGCUGCGCGAGACCUUCCGCGUCAUCCACGCCCACGCGCCGGCGUCGCCGCUUGCACCGCUGCUCCACGCGCUCCUCGCGACACCAUUUCCGUCCAAGCACCUCACGCCGACGCGCGCCCGCGUCAUGGGCGAGCGCGCCAUGUUGUUUCAGAACUUUCUCCUGCAGCUGCUCCACCUGCGCAACGCAUGCUGGGUCAACCUCGCGGCGUCGCCGUCGCUGGCGCUGCCCGCCGCACGCUACGUGGCCUUGAUCGCCGACUUUUUGGGCAUCUACGACGUCCCGAUGCUCGAGAUCCGGCCGACGACACGCGCCAUCCUCGACGAGGCAUGUGCCAUCUGCCUCGACUCCAUGCACGCGACCGACCUCGUCGACGGCCGCCACGUGGUCCAGCUCCCGUGCCGCCACGUCUACCACCAGCGCUGCGUCGGCCAGUGGCUGCGCACGAAGCGAACCUGCCCCCUCUGCCGCGACCCGACGACCCAGAUCACGGGCCUUCUCUUGGCAUGAGGCAGCAAUCUGGCAAUCCUGGAUACAAGAAUGUCUUUUUUG